CCCCACCUCCUCCCCUCCUCCUCCCUCCCUUAUAUCCCUCCUCUUGGGAACAGGCCUCUCUCAAGAAUCCUCCUCCUCAUCCCCCAAAUCCCCAGGCCACCAUUAUAACUACAUUCACGAACAAGAGAAGAGGGAAUAGGAAAGGAUAUCAGGAGAUAAGAGAGAGAGGGAAAGGGAGUAGAGAAUUCAUCAUUUGAUUGGAUUAAUGUGAUAUGGAGCUGGACCUGGACAAGCUGACCGCGGUUCGGGUCCUGGGGAAGGGGGCGAUGGGCACCGUCUUCCUGGUCACCGACCGGUCGGCCCACCCGUCACGGCCGCCGGUGUUCGCCCUCAAGGUGGUGGAGAAGCACUCCCCCACCGCCAAGCCCGACGCCGACCGCCGCGCCCGCUGGGAGCUCUCCGUCCUCUCCCGCCUCGGGCCCCACCCCUUCCUUCCCUCCCUGCUGGGCUCCUUGGAGACCCCCGAGUUGUUGGCCUGGGCCGUCCCCUUCUGCCCCGGCGGCGACCUCAACGCCCUCCGGUACUCCCUCUCCGACCGCAUCUUCUCCCCCGCCGCCAUCCGUUUCUACCUCUCCGAGAUCGUCUCCGCCCUCGCCCACCUCCACUCCCUCGGCAUCGUCUACCGCGACCUCAAGCCCGAGAACGUCCUCCUCCAGGCCUCCGGCCACGUCACCCUCACCGACUUCGACCUCUCCCGCCACCUCGCCCCCAAACCCUCCCCCUCCUCCCCCCUCCUCCAUCAAUCCCAUCUCCCUCCCCUCCCCACCCGACAACAAUCAUCGGCGUCGACGCGGCUACCACCACCACCGCCGCAACCUCACCCGCAUCUUCUUCGGUGCCACGCCAGUCCCGGCGGCGGAUCUCCCGACGUCACCGGCCACCUCCCGCACCAGCUCAAGAAGGCCAAGUCCGCCCGCGUCUCUCCCGUCAGCCGCCGCCGCCCCAGCAUUUCCGCCGGUGUCGCCUCCUGCGAGCGUUCCCACUCCUUUGUCGGCACGGAGGAGUACGUCUCCCCCGAGGUCGUCCGCGGCGACGGCCACGAGUUCGCCGUCGACUGGUGGGCCGUCGGCAUCCUCACCUACGAGAUGGCCUACGGCCGCACCCCCUUCCGCGGCCGCAACCGCAAGGAGACCUUUCGGAACGUCCUCACCCGCCAGCCGGAGUUCACCGGCCGGCAGCGCACCGACCUCACCGACCUUAUCGCGCGCCUCCUCGCCAAGGACCCUGCCCGCCGGCUGGGGUACGCCGGCGGGGCGGAGGAAGUCAAGGCCCACCCCUUUUUCCGGGGAGUCCAGUGGGAUCUGCUCGCCGACGUCAACCGCCCGCCCUUCCUCGCGCCGCUGGAGGACCUUGAGGAGGAGGUGCUCGCGCCGAGCUGUGACGGGACCGCCGACGCCGUCGAGGGGUUCGACAUCCGGGACUACUUCAAGCGGCUCCGGCAGCAGCAGGCCUCGCCGGCGGCGCCGUCGCCGUUGUCGUCGUCGGUGUCUCUCUCGGACUUCUGACGGUAACCGUUAGUUCGUUACUUUUUUUGUUUUAAACCUUUCGUUUGUUUGUUAGAGAAGGGAGGACUUUUUCCCGGUAUUGGGGUGUACAUAAACGAAGGGCGGCCGAGACGUGCGGGGACGGGGACUCGGGGAAAGUUCGUUAGAGGGGGCGGCGGUUGUAAUUAGGGGUAAUGUUUAGGGUCUAUCUCACACAAUUUUGAGAAGGCGCGUGCGAUAGCGCACGUGUGUGGACUGGCUUCUUCCAGGGCCAAGCAUGUUGUGUGUAAUAUUCCUCCCCGUCUUUUGGAAUGAACAACUACAGCGGGUAGCGUUUAGAUGGACAAA
Messenger RNA from Elaeis guineensis (African oil palm), 1832 nucleotides. Its product is annotated as serine/threonine-protein kinase UCN-like. NCBI's taxonomy places the organism in Eukaryota, Viridiplantae, Streptophyta, Magnoliopsida, Arecales, Arecaceae. Gene Ontology annotation, molecular function: protein kinase activity; ATP binding. Gene Ontology annotation, biological process: protein phosphorylation. The record is from RefSeq and is a predicted model, not a curated record.